AGUAAGCCUCCCGGAGGGUAGAGAAACAACUCCCUGUCGGAAGUUACAGUUGACGCUUGGGCAGCCAUAGUUGACAAUGGCAAGAAUUGUUUGCUAGCUUCCUGUCUCCAGGGUGACGUAUUCUUCCUUCGCCCAGCCUCUUCGUUUCCCUGGGCGACGGCGGAGUCGUCUGCGAAGGGAUGCACCCGUGAGUAGGCCUGGAGGAUAAGCCGUCGGUGACCAAACACCCAGUAUUUACGAGUUCAUUCGCAGUCAGGAGCUGCACGCUUGGUUUCGUAGUGAUUACGGUACCUGGACGGCUGAUUACUCACCUACGAGAACUAAAGUGGAGGGCUUCGAAACGCCCUCUCCCCGGAAGUGAUAGCUAGGAAGUGGGAAUCGUCCCCGCGGUCGGCGCCCCCAGGGUGCUCUCUGCACCCAAGUUGCCCAGAGAGUUCCUUCUGUAGGUUUGAGUCAAGAUCUCAGUCAUCCUGAUAAUCCCAAAUUGGAUUCUAAACGCUGCAAGAAAAAGAAUUUUCAGGAAAAAGUGCUAUAUCCAACAGUCUACAUAUGGCAGAAGUGAGGUCAAUGUUCCGGGAAGUUCUUCCAAAACAAGGGCAGUUGUCUGUGGAAGAUGUAACCACAAUGGUGAUGUGUAAACCCAAACUUUUACCCUUAAAAUCUUUGACUCUGGAAAAACUGGAGAAAAUGCAGCAAGCAGCACAAGACACAGUUCGCCAACAGGAAAUGGCAGAAAAAGAAAAUGGCAAAUAAUUCACUGACACCUUAGGAAACACCUACCUUACCUGUUAGAAACUAGAAAGUGUUGUGUAUGCAAAAAGACUUGGUAAUAAAAUGGAUAUUCAUAUAAUUUUAAAACAACCAAGAUGUGAAAUUUAUGAAUUUAAACAAUGGCUUGUAGUGAAAGAACUUUGAAUCAAGUUUUAUGGUAUUCUUUUUAUAAAAUGAUCUUAACCAUUGUAAAACAUUCAUGAUUCCUAGUACUGUUUCCUGUUGCCAUAAACCAAAUACUCUUUUAAACAUUGUAUCUAUACAUGUAUACAAAAUCUAAUUUGAAAAUACAUUCCAGACUUGGCAUAAAGUAUUCUGCACUAAUUAAAAACAAAUGUUUUAACUAUGUACCGUGAUAUGUUUAAUGUUAUCUAGCUGACCAGUAAUGACACCAGGAAUGAUAAGCUCAUUUUUUGAAUAAACUUUAACUUUUAACAAACCUUCA
Molecule: messenger RNA, 1216 nt
Organism: Jaculus jaculus (lesser Egyptian jerboa)
Lineage: Eukaryota; Metazoa; Chordata; Mammalia; Rodentia; Dipodidae
Gene: Bbip1
Product: BBSome interacting protein 1
Exons: 4
Coding region: 550-753 (67 amino acids)
Biological process (GO): receptor localization to non-motile cilium; cilium assembly
Cellular component (GO): BBSome
Source: RefSeq, a predicted model, not a curated record